AUGCGCCUGCAAGCACAGAACUUCCCCCACCUUAUCCCAAACAAAAUCCAUACCACCUCCUUGACUCAGGCAAACCACAAAACUAGCAAGGAAUAUCGUAUGCAAGAGCCGUAUCAUCUCAACCACCUCUGCAGCUUCAGCAAACCGAAUAUCCUCUCAAUCCGAAACUAUUAAAUCAAAUAGACGAUAUCAAAGCAACAGACUUGGACCAACCACCGAAACCUAGCUCGCCCCAAAAGACACUCAAAUUACGCAACUACAAAAUAUACAGACAAGACGAGCAACCAUCCAUCAACAGUAAACUAAGACGUGGACUAUUAAUAGCUGUUCACAAGGAUAUUCCUACAGAAGACACACCACAACCAACCACUUCAAACAUAGAAAUACUUAACAUGAAGAUCAAAACUACUCCCAUACUAACAGUCGGAGCAGCAUAUUUCCCUCCCCUCGCCGUUUUCUCAAGUCAAAACCCUUCCUACUUGUAUGCCAAGCACAUCCAAUGGAACAACACCAAAAGAAAUCUAUCUUCAAAAAUUCUAUCUUCAAAAAUCGUUCCGAGCUACACAAUUAUUAAAUUUUCCGCAGUUCUACUUAUAACUACAGCACAUCCUCCAACAUUGACAUUUUCAUGUUGGACCAACAUUGACAUUUCAUUUUCUUUCAACAAAAUUGCCACAAUAUAG
Molecule: messenger RNA, 683 nt
Organism: Heterotrigona itama
Lineage: Eukaryota; Metazoa; Arthropoda; Insecta; Hymenoptera; Apidae
Source: the annotation of a GenBank genome assembly